Messenger RNA from Saccharomyces mikatae IFO 1815, 1392 nucleotides. It is a transcript of the gene ARG4, whose product is annotated as argininosuccinate lyase ARG4. The transcript has a single exon. The coding region runs from base 1 to 1392 and encodes 463 amino acids. Gene Ontology annotation, cellular component: cytosol. Gene Ontology annotation, molecular function: argininosuccinate lyase activity. Lineage: Eukaryota; Fungi; Ascomycota; Saccharomycetes; Saccharomycetales; Saccharomycetaceae. The record is from RefSeq and is a predicted model, not a curated record.
AUGUCGGAUGGUUCUCAAAAACUAUGGGGUGGAAGAUUUACCGGUGAAACUGAUCCCUUGAUGCACCUUUACAAUGCCUCUCUUCCAUAUGAUUAUAAGAUGUACAAAGCAGACUUGGAGGGAACCAAGGUAUAUACUGCGGGUUUGCAAAAGUUGGGUCUUCUCACAGAGGCAGAAUUGGCCAAGAUCCAUGAAGGUUUAGCUGAUAUUAAGAAAGAGUGGGAUGCUGACAAAUUUGUCCGUCAUCCAAACGAUGAAGACAUUCAUACUGCAAAUGAAAGACGCCUUGGAGAAUUGAUUGGGCGUGAUAUUGCCGGUAAAGUCCACACCGGCAGGUCUCGUAAUGACCAAGUUGUUACUGACUUGAGAAUUUACUGUCGUGACGUUGUCAAUGGUACACUCUUUCCAGCCCUGAAGGGCUUGGUUGACGUUCUAAUCAAAAGGGCAGAAGGUGAAAUAGACAUAUUGAUGCCAGGUUACACACAUUUGCAAAGAGCGCAGCCUAUUAGAUGGUCUCAUUGGUUGAGUUCUUACGCAACUUACUUCACGGAAGAUUACAAAAGACUGGGCCAGAUUCUACAUAGAUUGAAUCAAUCACCAUUGGGUGCAGGUGCUCUUGCUGGACACCCUUAUGGUAUUGAUAGAGAAUUCUUGGCUGAGGGUCUAGGUUUCAAUAGUGUUAUUGGUAACUCCUUAGUUGCUGUCUCUGAUAGAGAUUUCAUCGUGGAGUUGAUGUUUUGGGGGACCUUAUUCAUGAACCAUAUUUCCCGUUUUGCUGAAGAUUUGAUUAUAUACUGUACGGCUGAGUUUGGUUUCAUACAGUUAAGUGACGCCUAUUCGACAGGUUCCUCCUUAAUGCCUCAAAAGAAAAAUGCAGACUCGCUGGAGUUGUUGAGAGGUAAGUCCGGUAGGGUAUUUGGUGAUCUAACAGGAUUCUUGAUGAGUUUGAAGGGUAUCCCAUCUACCUACGAUAAAGACAUGCAGGAAGACAAAGAGCCACUGUUCGAUUGUUUAACUACUGUUGAACACUCUAUGCUGAUUGCUACGGGUGUUAUCUCUACCUUGAAUGUAAAUAAGGAGAAGAUGGAAGCUGCAUUAACUAUGGAUAUGUUGGCUACCGAUCUGGCAGAUUACUUAGUCAGAAAGGGCGUUCCAUUCAGGGAGACCCACCAUAUUUCUGGUGAAUGUGUCGCCACUGCUGAAAAGUUGGGCCUAAGUGGUAUUGAUAAAUUGACUUUAGAACAAUAUCAAAAGAUCGAUCCAAGAUUUGCUGAAGAUCUUUUUGAAACUUUUAACUUUGAACAAAGCGUUGAAAGAAGAGACGCUACUGGCGGGACUGCUAAAUCUGCUAUAUUAAAACAAUUGAAUAGCCUAAGAUCUCAACUAAAUUAA